Molecule: messenger RNA, 3064 nt
Organism: Brassica oleracea var. oleracea
Lineage: Eukaryota; Viridiplantae; Streptophyta; Magnoliopsida; Brassicales; Brassicaceae
Exons: 6
Coding region: 759-2714 (651 amino acids)
Molecular function (GO): chromatin binding
Source: RefSeq, a predicted model, not a curated record
ACCAAACCCCUGCAACUUGAGAGAGAGAGAGAGAGAGAAAGAGAAAGAGAGAGAGAGAGAGAGAGAGAGAGAUCAUCCAUGGGAACGCCUUACUUUCUUCAGGUUCACCUUAAUCAGAACUCGUUUCCUUCCUCUUCAUCUCCCCUUCCCAGAUUCUCCUUCUCCCGAUCCUCGAAAUCGAUCGUCGUUUUCGUGUUCUCGCCGCUACUCUAAGCUUUCUGAUUCACAGUUUCUUCUUCUCCUCUUCUGAAUCAUUUGUUCUGCGACCACCUAAAACGCAAAUUCUGAGAUGCCCAUUUCGUCAUCGUCAUGCUUCAGCUGAUUCCCGCAGUCAAAAUCGCAUCUUGGUGUUUUGCGGCGCUCUCGAGCUUCUAUAACUGUUUCCACGGCUUCGUCUCCGAUCGCCCUGCAGAUCUUCGUAACUUUCCCCUCACUGGGUUCUUCUCCGCUUUCUCCAAUCCCAACUUCUUCUUCGUCAGGAUUAUUUGAUCUCCCCCCAAAGCUGCAAACUUUACAUAGACUUCAAAGAUUUAGUGCAUUAGAGAGCGUUUAAAGAGUCUGCUUUUAGGGUUUCCACGCCACAGAAGGUUUAGGGUUAAUUCGUUUUAGAGGUUAUCAUUGGUAUAUAUGAAGAUUAUUUAACAAAGUCUGCUUUUAGGGUUUCCACGCCACGCUAGCUCCUAUGCGUUGACGCCCUGUUAUCAUUCAGUAGUUAGCUCUUUAUCUGACUUAAAGAAGGGUUGGGAGCAAUUGAGAAAAUGUGCGAGGAUGAUCAUCAGUUUGUGGAGUGGAAAGAGCAUUUUGUCUCACAGGAGCGAGGGAACCGUGUUGUUCAUUACUUCCUCAAGGACUCUUCCGGUGAAUCCAUCCUAGCUGUGGUUGGAACCGAGAGAAGUGUUAGACACAUGUUCUAUGUCGUCUCUGAGGAUUUUGUGCGUGCAUAUGGUUCCGAGAAUUCGAUCCAUUCUGGUUUCAAAUGGAGGUCGAGAAGAGAAGUUGUCGACUGGCUCACUUCGAUGCUGUCUAAACAAAACACACAAGGAAACUGGUCGAAGUCGCCAAAAUGUGAUUCGGGGGAAUCUAAUGGAUCUCCUGAAUUUCCAGGCUAUGGUUUUGCUGCUCAGCGAGCUCAAGCAACUGAAGAGGUGCGGUUUCCUAUAAACUUGAGGGUUCACAGUUGGGAGAUUAUGUGGUCAGGAACGUCCUGGAUGUGUGGUAAGCAGCUCAAACAUUACCCAUCGUUUUGCAGGAAUGGGAUAACUAUAGGGGUUCAAUCUUUUGUCUUUGUGAUGAGCAAAGCGGACGACCUGUACGUUGCGUAUCUGGAAGAUAUGUAUGAGGACAAGCGUGGCCUAAAAAAGGUCAGAGUGAGGUGGUUUCACCACACAAAAGAAGUGAAGGGUGCAGUCGCUCUCAGAAACCCACACCCAAAAGAGGUUUUCAUCACCCCUCACUCUCAGGUCAUCAGUGCUGAAUGUGUCGAUGGUCCCGCCACUGUCUUGACCCGUGAGCAUUACGAGGAGUGUAUAGCUUCUUUUCCUAAUUCUUUAUUGGCGAGGGUUCACAUGUGCUAUCGGCAGCUCAAGAAGAACAAAAUCAAACCUUUUGACAUGAGUAAACUGCGUGGAUAUCUGGACCAACCGAUAAUGUCUUGCUUAAGUUCUAUGGAGGCUGAUCCUGUAGUCUGUGGGAUGAAUAAAGAGGAAGAUGAACAGUGGAGUGAGGGUGAGAAUGGCGCUGAGAGGAGCAAGAAGAAACAAGCACAUCUGUUAACAAGAUAUGAAUCUUCAUGUAAAAGACUCAAACUUGAUGCCUUAGGGAAAAGCGUUCCUUCCCUAGUCGAUGCUCAUAAAAAUCCUUGUUGUAAUGGAGUGAUUAAGCCUGAUGCAAAAAUAGAGUUUCUGUGUCAAGAUAGCGGCAUUAGAGGUUGCUGGUUUAGGUGCACUGUCCUGGAAGUAUCAAGAAAACAGGUAAAACUCCAGUAUGAUGAUAUAGAGGACGAAGAUGGAUAUGGAAACCUUGAGGAAUGGGUGCCGGCUUUGAAAUCUGCUAUGCCUGAUAAGCUUGGUAUGAGGUCGUCCAACCGCCCAACAAUCCGCCCUGCUCCUCCUGAUGCUAAAAUAGCAGACUUUGACCUUACAAUUGGUGAAGCUGUUGAUGCAUGGUGGAAUGAUGGUUGGUGGGAAGGUGUUGUAGUUGCCACUGGCAAACCAAACGCUGAGGACUUACAAAUAUAUAUCCCUGGGGAGAACUUAUACCUAACAGUGCACAGGAAGGAUGUUCGGAUUUCCAGAGACUGGGUGGGAGACAGCUGGGUUGAUAUCGAUCCUAAACCUGAAAUGCUCUCUCUUGUAGCUUCUGAUACUAGCCCGGAAGCCAAGCUUUCCAUGUCCUCCACUCUUGCAAAUGAUGCCAAGGCAAAGCCCAUUGCAAUGGCAGAUAUUGUUGAGGUGGCAAAACUUAGAGGCGAUGAACUGGACCUUUUAGGAGAACAGAACCAAGAGCAUAAAGAUGAUGGUGCUGUUAAGGAGAGUGAUGAAAGCAGACAAGAGGAUAAAGAGAUUGGAAAUAACCAAACUAAUGCCUAUGUCAACAAUGAAAAGACUGUGCAAGACCACAACGAGGAUGAUGUUACCGUUAAUGAUGAGAAGGUACGCAAAUCAGAAUCAGACUUCACCCUAACAGACGCUACUACCACGCUGGUGACAACGUAACGAUGCUUUCUUGAGGUCUAUAUAAUGUUGGUUACACUGGUACGUGCCACAUCUCUGGAAACUUUGGUGUUUCUUUAUGUAUAUAGAUUGACAUAGUUUGCAGACAAAAAAAAAAGAAGUAAUUCUUGGUUUGGCUUGGUGGAUGCUGAGGAGAGAAGAGUAGGUAAAGGUUGUAUAGAAAAUUGAAGAGGCAUGAUUUGGUAGGAUUAUUUAGGACUUUGGUUAUUUUAGGUUCAAGCAAUGUUGUUAGGGAAAAAGACACACUUCUGCACUUGAUAUGUAUUUUGCCUUUCAUUAGAGUUAUGUAUUUACUGGUCAAGGGUCUUUACGACCGAUAAAGCUUGAAUGUA